AUCCAUAUAUCGAAUAAAAACCAAAAUAAUAAUAAAAUAAAAUAAAAUGUCUCUCGCCUCUCGCCUUCUAAAUACACCCACCACCACCAGGCUCUCCUCCAAUCUUCCGUCCUCAGCUUCUCCUCGCUAUUCUCACUUCCUCUCUUCCCAUUUUGCUCCUCCCUCUCUCCUUCGAUUCCCUCUCGCUCUUAAGCCUUCUUCUUCGUCUUCCUUCUCCAGGGUAUUUUCGUCUCCUCCACCUGCAACCACCUCUACUUCCACCAUGGGUGAUGCUCCUGAUACUGGCAUGGAUGCUGUCCAGAGACGCCUCAUGUUUGAGGAUGAAUGCAUUUUAGUAGAUGAGAACGAUCGUGCUGUUGGUCAUGCUUCCAAAUAUAGUUGUCAUUUAUGGGAAAAUAUUUUGAAGGGGAACUCAUUACACCGAGCUUUUAGCGUAUUUCUCUUUAACUCAAAAUAUGAGCUACUCCUUCAGCAACGCUCUGCUACAAAGGUAACAUUCCCCCUUGUAUGGACAAACACUUGCUGCAGUCAUCCUCUGUAUCGUGAAUCUGAGCGUAUUGAUGAGGAUGCUCUUGGUGUUAGAAAUGCUGCACAAAGGAAGCUUUUGGAUGAGCUUGGUAUCCCUGCUGAAGAUGUUCCAGUUGAUCAGUUUACCCCACUGGGACGCAUGCUAUACAAGGCGCCUUCUGAUGGAAAAUGGGGAGAGCAUGAACUUGAUUAUCUGCUCUUCAUAGUUCGUGAUGUUAAUGUUAAUCCAAACCCUGAUGAGGUCGCUGAUAUAAAAUAUGUUAACCGGGAUGAGUUGAAGGAGCUUUUGAAGAAAGCGGAUGCUGGUGAGGAAGGUUUAAAGUUGUCACCUUGGUUUAGACUAGUUGUGGACAAUUUCUUGUUCAAAUGGUGGGAACACGUUGAAAAGGGGACACUCAAGGAAGCAGCUGACAUGAAAACGAUUCACAAGUUAACCUGAGAUGUAUAAUCGACAAAAUUUCAUCGUGUCAUCACCUGUAGCUUUUAUCUAAAUAAAAGUUCCAAGUUAGCAUUUCUUUGCUGCUGCGGCAUUCAGUAUUCUUAGUCUGGUCAUGUUAAAUUUAGAGAUGUCAUCUGAAAGCAGCUGAACAGUUUGGAUCUUUGUAAUGUAGAUUUUGCUUCUCCAUGUUUUAAAAUCUGAAUAAGGAGCUUUGCACAUCCUUUAUAUUCAGGAUUUUCUUUUCUUGUCAUAUGGAAAUCUUUUUUCAGGGUAAGGACAUUGUUAUUUGUGUUGAUAUGAAUCAAGUUGGAUUUGGCUAUUCAAUCA
Hevea brasiliensis (rubber tree) is the source of this 1294-nucleotide messenger RNA. Its product is annotated as isopentenyl-diphosphate Delta-isomerase I. Gene Ontology annotation, cellular component: cytoplasm. The coding region runs from base 47 to 967 and encodes 306 amino acids. Gene Ontology annotation, molecular function: isopentenyl-diphosphate delta-isomerase activity. The transcript is spliced from 6 exons. Lineage: Eukaryota; Viridiplantae; Streptophyta; Magnoliopsida; Malpighiales; Euphorbiaceae. Gene Ontology annotation, biological process: isopentenyl diphosphate biosynthetic process; isoprenoid biosynthetic process. The record is from RefSeq and is a predicted model, not a curated record.